GGAUGGCGCCUCCGCAUACGCUGCUGGAUGCAGCAGAGGUCGCAACAGAGGUCGUAUCCGAGGCCGCAUCAGAGGCCGCAUCAGAGGCCGCACCUCAUAAGCGCCCUCGAGUCCUGGUCUCGGAGUUGUCAUGAACUCUUCCACCUUGAUGCUGUGAGCAUCCUCCAUGGAAGAGCUUAGGUUUUCAGAUUCGCCAGUCAAGAACCAUUGUGAUGAACCAGAACAGCACAUCCUAUCUUUGCUGGAUUUGCAGGUCUCUUUUCAAGGAGGAUUAUGUCAAGCCGAACAAGGUGCUUCCGUUCUUCGACCAUCAUGUGGACAUAUCUAGCCUCGAGGCUUCGGCGAAUGAGAAAUGUUAUAUCUGUCUUCGUCUAAUGGAAGCCUUGUGCUACAUGAAGAAGGAUUCUGAGGCGCAAUGCUCAUUCAACACCCAAUGCUACAUUGCAAAUCUGGACAAAACUCCUGGGCAGAUUUACGUCGCGUUUUAUGUUUAUCAGUCGAAAAGGUGGAUGAAGACCCUGCCGUUCCGUGCUCUACCAAGCCAAAGUGUUAAGAAGGACAUGGCAACCUUCGAUCUCCCAACGAGCACUAGUAGGCCGCGUACCUUGGACCAGGCUAGACAGUGGCUUUCGUGCUGUCUCAGCGAGCAUAAGGCCUGUUCGAGAGUACCAGAUCACUGGCUGCCGACGCGCCUAGUAGAAGUCAGAAAAAGCGGCUCUAUAUUUGCCGCUCGACUUUGCUAUGGUUCCGAUCUGAAUUCUGAGACACAUUACCUUACCCUAAGUCAUUGCUGGGGGAAGACGCCGUUCUUUGUGUUAACCAGAGACAAUCAUGACCAAAUGGUUCAAUCAAUUCCGAUUGCCUCCCUGUCGCCGAUUUUUGCCGACGCCAUGCGCAUUACGGUUGGUCUAGGCUAUAAGUACCUCUGGAUUGAUUCCCUCUGUAUUAUCCAGCAGGAGCCAGGCUCGUUGGACUGGCUCAAAGAGAGCCUUACUAUGCAUCUAGUCUACGGAAACGGUGUCUGCAACCUAGCCGCUUCUGGGUUUUCAGAUGGGAAAGAAGGCCUCCUCCUCUCCAGUGAUAUCAGAGACAUCCAGCCUCCGGAGGCAGACUUCGCGCGGGUUUCUGUCGGACCUAUACCUCCCAAGCGAGCCAUGAUAAUACUGGAAGAAUACGGCACUGAUGUUCUUCAAGCACCUUUACACCAACGUGCCUGGGUCUAUCAGGAACAGAUUAUGGCUCCACGAAUUCUUCACUUUGCUAGAAGGCAAAUGUACUGGGAGUGUCGCUCAAAGCUAUCAUCAGAGCUUUUUCCAAAGUCGUGCCCUGAUACAGUCAUGGACUCGCAAUGGCCAUCUGGUGCUAUGAACCCAGUAUAUGCUUCAUUAUUAGACUUAUCAUUUACCAUUCCGACUGAACAUUUCUACGAUGCAUGGUGCCGAAUUGUUGAAAUGUACAGUAAUGCUAGCCUAACUUAUUCAACUGACAAGUUUCCUGCGCUUUCCGGGCUUGCAAAGUCCUUUGUCCCUCGACUUAAAGACGAAUACCUUGCCGGAAUGUGGAGAAGGGAUCUGCAUUGCGAACUUCUUUGGUACAUCCAUGACGAUGGGGAGCCGUCAUCAACUUAUCGAGCUCCUACCUGGUCCUGGGCUUCCGUGGAUGGAAGAAUCUACUUUCUUCGACGGCGAUACGGGACUUGGAGUGCCAUAUCCCGGAUACUAGAUGUCAUCACGGUGCCCGUCUCUCAGGAUUUGACUGGCCAGCUGAAAGGAGGUCAUCUUCGGAUUCGUGGGCUCCUUAGACAGGUGCGCCUCGCAUCAGUUCCAAAGGGUGAUCUCGACAACAAGUGCUUUUCGCUGGAGAACGAAGAGCGUUCCUCAAGUCCGGAUUCUGGGCCGGCUCCUCUGAGACUCCGGCAACGCGGCGGACCUCAUCCGGAUGCACCUCCGCUUGAUAUACUAGUGAAUCCUUGCAUUCCCAACAUCUGGCACGCGGAAGAGGUCUUCUUCAUGCCUGUUAUAUAUUAUCCUAGUGAAAUAGAAGGAUCUUCGACGUUUGAAGGGCUGGUCCUCGCCCCCGAAAAAUCUAUGAAGGGGACCUACAAGAAAAUUGGUGUGUUUUUCUUUUAUCGGACUACCGUUGAGGCCGCAUUCGCACCUGACACGGCAUUUGAUGAGCGAUACCACGAAGAUUUCGAUGGAUCUAAUGAGUACACGAUACGGAUUAUUUGAAGCGUUAGGGCUUGAUGGACGGCGUGGCGUUCACAGGGUAAAGGGGCUCGCAUUAUGUUCUUCAAGGCAGUUCUCGGAGGAUAUUCAA
Molecule: messenger RNA, 2319 nt
Organism: Eremomyces bilateralis CBS 781.70
Lineage: Eukaryota; Fungi; Ascomycota; Dothideomycetes; Eremomycetales; Eremomycetaceae
Product: HET-domain-containing protein
Exons: 4
Coding region: 213-2231 (672 amino acids)
Source: RefSeq, a predicted model, not a curated record